ACACACACGAUUCCGUGGGUUUGGUUGUUGAGACGCAGUAGCAGCGGUCUCUUUAACGCCAGGGCAGAUAGUCGAUUGCCGAGUUCCAUGGCUAAGAUUAAAGCCUUCGAGCCUACAUUAGCCACAACAAUCGCUUCCUGAUCAAGAGGAUUCCCUUCAGUGUGGAUACAAUAACACAUCCGUGAAGGUCCUCCGUAUGCUUUGGCGGAUACGAUGGAUUUCAACGUAAAGAAAUUGGCGUCCGACGCGGGGGUGUUUUUCGGCCGAGCCGUUCAGUUCACAGAAGAGAAGCUGGGCCAGGCUGAGAAGACAGAGCUUGACACACACCUGGAGAACCUGAUCACCCGCGCAGACAACACCAAGAACUGGACCGAGAAGAUCUUCAGACAAACUGAGGUGCUCUUGCAACCCAAUCCGAUUGACCACACUGGCGCCCGCAUCGAAGAGUUCUUCUAUGAGAAGCUGGACAAGAAGGUCCCGUCCCGGGUCACCAAUGGGGAGCUCCUGGGCCAGUACAUGCUGGAGGCCUCCCGGGACUUUGGUCCCGAGACCCCCUACGGCAGCACCCUCAGCACCGUGGGGGAGUACCAGAGGAGGCUGGGGGGGGCAGAGAGGGAGUUCCUGCUCACCUCCUCCAUGAACUUCCUCACACCGCUACGCAACUUCCUGGAAGGGGACUGGAAGACCAUAACAAAAGAGAAGCGACUACUGGAGAAUCGAAGGCUGGACCUGGACAUCUGUAAAGCCAGGGUGAAGAAGUCCAAGCAGGCCGAGGCCAAAGCUGCGACUGCUCCAGAUUUUCAGGAGACGAGGCCUCGCAACUACGUGCUGUCUGCCAGUGCAUCAGCGCUGCAGAGCAAGGAGGGUUGGGAUUUUGCUGACUCCAGUGUUUCGGAGAUCGAGAAGCUGCUAAGUGAGGAGGUGGACAAAGCGGAGCAUGAGCUCCGUGUUGCCCAGACGGAGUUUGACCGUCAGGCGGAGGUCACCAGACUACUGCUGGAGGGCAUCAGCAGCACACAUUUGAACCACUUGCGUUGUCUGCACGAGUUCGCCGAAGCGCAGGCCAAAUACUACGCCCAGUGUCAUCAGUUCAUGCUGGAGCUUCAGAAGGAGCUCAACGGGACGUCUGCCACGGCCGCCCCCUCCUCCUCUGCCGCGUCCGCCUCCGCGGCGCCCCCCCGGCCCGACAGCGUGGCCAUCGAGGACAUGAUCCUGCCGGCCACGGGCACCAGGAAGGCCCGGGUGCUGUACGACUACGACGCCCACGACUCCAGCGAGCUGUCCCUCCUGGCCGACGAGGUGAUCACUGUGUACACGGUUCCCGGCAUGGAUCCUGAUUGGCUGGUCGGCGAGAAGGGGAACCAGAAGGGCAAAGUCCCGGUCACCUACCUGGAGUUGCUGAGCUAAUGGACACGCCCUCACGCACAUGCACACGUGCACGCGCAUGCACAUGCAGACAUACACACACACAUGCGCAUACACACACAUGCAUACACACACAUGCAUACACACACACACACGCGCGUGUAUAAACAUCUACCUGUUGCUAAAUAGUGUGCAUCAUGCACACCAAGGUUUAGUCAAAGUUGAAGGAAAGGUUAAUUAAAUUGGUUCAAAUAGACUUCUCAUGUCUAGUAAAGUGUGUGUGACGUUAGAAACAAGUCACGGUGAGAUUUGGGUCGGUAAAUGUAAAUGAACGUUUCUCGUCGGUGUAGAUUGUGUUAGUGGAUCAUUGGAUUGGUGAUAGUGUUGGCAGUUUGGUGUAAACUACAGGUUAAAUAGGAAUUAAAGCCUGAUGAGAAUAACAUUUAGAAUAUUGAAUUUAGAAUAAAGAACAUAUAAUACAUAAAGAACCAGCCUUUGACAUUUCAUCGGUUAUAUAUUUAUGUAUUCUAGAUAGACAUUAGAAAUAUCAAAUAUUUGCCUAGAAGCUGUGGUAUUGUGUUCACAAUAAUUUCCAUAUUUUCUAAAAUUAAAUAUAAUCCAAUGAAAAUCACAGGAAAUAUCAGUAAUUACAUGCUGGAUUAUUUUUUAAAACCAAUUUGAACAGCCUUCGAGCGUUUCCCGAUACACUCCGGGCAGACAGAUGUUUGUCAAUAUUACAGUUCUUUAGUGUUCUAUUUUGUUGCGUCUCUGACGUUCGACCAAAGUACGAAUCAAAACGUCACCAAGGGCUGAAGCACCCCAAAGGUUUUUCUUUUAAAACACAUUUAACGAUAGAGGAUUGGUCCGGAUAAGAAUUAGUGCUGUCGACAUGUUACAGAUGGGAUCAAAACACUACACGAGCCUUUAGUGAUUGCACAAGGAGGGAGUGGGGGGGAGAUGAUUGGGGGGGGGGGGGGGGGGAUGAUUGCUGGCUUCAGUCAACAGGAACUGUUUGACUAAUGGAGACUCUAUUGGCUAUAUUCUUAGACUUUAAAAUAUAAAUCUGUUAACGUUUGAUCAUAAACAAAAGUUACAAUAGUUAAUAUAUUAUUUAUAACAUAUUGGAAGGAUAUUAUAAAGGUGUUAUUAUUAUGUCUAAUCUGAUUUAGUGUAGACAUUAACUGAAUGGCAAAGAUAAGGCUGGCAAACAAAUAUGACCUAUGAAUAAAUGAUAUAUUGAAAAUAGCGGCAAUAUCAAUUUGACUAAUAUAUAAUGGCAUAAUGCGUGAAGUUGCCUUGUAGUCUAUGUGGCAUGUUUGUGUUUCUCUCCCAUUCUGUCUCCAUAACACGCGUCUUUAUUUCUGGAGGAUUUCUAAGAGGAUGCCCAAGAGUCCGACUUCUGCUUUUAGCAGAAAGACCAGUGAGAGAUGAGCGGCAUUGGUUAUCAUAACCGGGUUUGGCAUCUGAAGGUUUGCUAUCACCGCAUUGUAGACUUGGCGUUGCAUUUGGUUUCGCUGUGCGGUUGACGUUUUAAGAAAGGUUAACAGCGUACGAUAAUAAGUGUGUCAUUUGAACGCAAGCGCUUCGGACACUGUAGUGCACUACUUUAAAGUUUAAGUUUAAUGUCUUAUUUAUGUUCAAUAUGUAUUUCAUGAGGUUAUCAUGUGAGAGGCAAGUGUGUGAGAAAAGAAGAGCAGGAGAUGGGAAACAUGUGUUUUGUUUUCGCACAAUACCUUGAACUUGAGGUUGUUGCCCAAGUUACCCGGAUAUGUCCAGUGUUUUUGUUUUUUUAAUUUAGGUGGUUAAUGUUUUUGAAAUACUGGAACUGUACUUCAAAGUUUUUGUUCCCUUUUGGUCAACAUUCAAAAUUGAGUUUACUGUUCUUAAAGUCUCUUGUAUGCGGAGAUUCCUUGUUACAAUCGUAAAAAGGAAUAGCCAUUUUUAUUUAUUUUAUCCUAAGUCAUUAUCUGUUGUCCUGUGUGUUUGUGUGUGUGUGCGUUAACUAUCUGCCUGCUCUUCCUUGUGAUGUCCUUCAAGCCUAAGUUAACUCGAUGUGCGCAUUAUGUCUGUUGCCUUUUUAAAUGUGUUUCACAGCAGGUAUUUGAACUUGAUCAGAAAAUGUUUGAGUUUAGAAAGAAUCAAAUGUCUCCAAAUGGUGGUUUUACUGGAAGGCACUGCAUAUUCUCUCUGGUUUGAUGUGCAAUAAAAAUGCAUGUGUGAUAUUGCACAGUGA
Molecule: messenger RNA, 3598 nt
Organism: Gadus morhua (Atlantic cod)
Lineage: Eukaryota; Metazoa; Chordata; Actinopteri; Gadiformes; Gadidae
Gene: sh3glb2b
Product: SH3-domain GRB2-like endophilin B2b
Exons: 13
Coding region: 214-1407 (397 amino acids)
Biological process (GO): membrane organization
Cellular component (GO): membrane; cytoplasm
Molecular function (GO): protein binding
Source: RefSeq, a predicted model, not a curated record